Molecule: messenger RNA, 1409 nt
Organism: Musca vetustissima
Lineage: Eukaryota; Metazoa; Arthropoda; Insecta; Diptera; Muscidae
Gene: Faf2
Product: FAS-associated factor 2
Exons: 5
Coding region: 1-1377 (458 amino acids)
Cellular component (GO): endoplasmic reticulum
Molecular function (GO): ubiquitin binding
Source: RefSeq, a predicted model, not a curated record
AUGGAUGACGGACUUACCAAUGAACAGACGGAGAAGGUGUUACAACUACAAGAUCUCACUGGCAUUGAAGAUAUGAGUGUAUGUCGUGAUGUUCUGAUAAGGCAUCAAUGGGAUUUGGAGGUCGCCGUACAAGAGCAAAUGAACAUACGGGAAGGUAGACCCUCAUCUUAUGUAGGUUCCCGGGAGGUGCGUGCCCCAACUGUUAUCAAUGAUCGUUUCCUGCAACAAGUCUUCUCAGCACACAUGCCUGGGGGGCGAACUUCGCGAGGUAGCAGUGCUGGUCCCAUGCCACGUAGUAUAACUGGUAUUAUUGGUUACAUUAUCAAUAUGGUGUUUCAAUAUUGUUAUUCCACAAUAUCGAGCAUUUUGGGUGCUUUCUUUGGCGGAAACGAGGAGAGAAUUGUCACAGAUCCCUUAGGUGAUGUCAUGAGUUUUAUACGUAGCUACAAUGAACGUUAUCCAGAACACCCGGUGUUCUAUCAGGGUACAUAUGCCCAGGCAUUGAAUGAUGCCAAACAAGAAUUACGUUUCUUGCUGGUCUAUCUACAUAAAGAUCCUACGAAAAACAGUGAUGUCGAUACAUUCUGUAGUCAAACGUUGGCUAAUCGCAAUGUCAUAGAUUUCAUUAAUCGCAAUACUUUAUUUUGGGGUUGCGAUGUAUCAUCGCCCGAAGGUUAUCGUGUCUCACAUUCAAUAAAUGCCCGUACAUAUCCCAUUAUGGUAUUGAUAGCUUUGAGAGCUAAUCGUAUGGUUAUAAUGGGACGUUUCGAGGGCGAUUGCACGGCCGAGGAAUUGGUGAAUCGUUUGCAAACUGUGAUCAAUGCCAAUGAUGUGUGGUUAAGUCAGGCCAGAGCCGAUCGUUUGGAACGUAAUUUAACACAGACAUUGCGCCAGCAACAGGAUGAGGCAUACCUACAAAGUUUAAGGGCUGACGAAGAGAAAGAACGCAUGCGUGAAUUGGAACGUCAAAAGGAGAGAGAAGCAGAAGAGGCUUUGGAGCGUGAAAAACAAAAGGCAGAAGAAAGGAAACAGGAAAUUGUACGAUUGAAAAUGGAAUUAGCCGAACAAGUACCAUCUGAACCACCCGCCGAUGCUUUGGAUGCCAUUAGUGUAGUAUUUAAACUGCCCAAUGGUGCACGUAUUGAACGUAGAUUCCAACAAUCAAAUUCACUAUUAGAUCUUUCCAAUUACUUAUUUUGCCAUCCAUCAACACCGGAUGAAUUUGAAAUUACAACGAAUUUCCCCAAAAGAGUUUUAUAUUCAAAAUCCUAUGAAACGGAUAAUGAUGCUGCCACAUUAUCAAUUGCUAAUAAGACAUUAGUUGAGGUUGGUUUGACAAAUCGUGAGGUACUAUUUGUUAAUGAUUUGGAAGCGUAAUAUUUAGAGUACAUUAUUGUGAUGUAUGCGAA